Microbotryum saponariae is the source of this 2205-nucleotide messenger RNA. The record is from the annotation of a GenBank genome assembly. NCBI's taxonomy places the organism in Eukaryota, Fungi, Basidiomycota, Microbotryomycetes, Microbotryales, Microbotryaceae.
AUGUCGGCCGAGAAAGGGAUCGCCCCCCACCGUGGCGCGCCACGUGAACGGCCCAUCGCGGGCACCUCCAAGACCGCUCCACUCUACACGAGCAAGAAAUCCCUGUGGGAACGCACUCGAACACUUCGCGGGUGCUUGGUCAUCGCGAUCAUCCUCUACGUACUCGUGUCGGAAUUCGAGCGCAUCUCUCGACGCACCGAUCCCCGUUACGACUCUGGCUUCGUCGAUCUCGAGUCCUUGUCCUCGUACGACCGGGAAAAUACCGGUCAGGUAACGAAGUGGCCACAAGAUAAUCAGGAAUCGGUAUCGAGCCUAUGGAGCGAGCCGAGAGUACCCAAGAUUGCGAUCAUUGGCGCCGGCGCUGGAGGUCAGUCAAAGAGAGGGAGAGGUUGAGCACUUGACACCCAGUAGCCGAAGUUUCGCUUCGAGUCUGUCGCCAGCAAUGCGAAGCCUGGCUGAAUUCUUCCGACUUCAUGAUUGCGUGCAGGUUCGAGUUCCGCAUUCUUUCUAUCUCACUUUGCCGCGGCACAAAAUGGGCUCGAGACCGCGGUGACCAUCUACGAGCGAUCCGGCUUCAUCGGUGGACGGUCCUUCCCGGUGAGGCCGUGGCUCGACGACCCUUACCAGAUCCCCAACGACUUCGGCCGUGACGAGAACGAAGAGCUUAUCGAUCCUCCGGUCGAGUGCGGCGCUUCCAUCUUUGCUGAAGCCAACGAGAACCUUCACAAAGCCGCCCGCGUUUUCAACCUGACGCUCAAGGACCACGGCGGCGAGCCGGGCGGGAUGGCGAUCUGGGAUGGGUCAAAGUUCGUAUUCACCGAGAGCAAAGGGUGGGGCUGGUGGGAUAACGCAAAGAUGCUCAUCAGGUCAGCGGCUCGUACUAAGUAGACGGGAAGCGCGAAAAACCGUCGAGCGACCGAACGGAACGGAAGACUCACCUCUAUAUCCCGUUUCCGACCGUGCAGGUACGGCCGAGCACCCCUGACCAUGCGAUCCCUGGUCAAGACGACGGUCGAUAACUUUCUUGGUCUCUACAAAGCCGAUUUUGUAUCGCGUGGGGCAUUCUCCUCUCUCUUCGACUUUGCUCGCGCCACGAACCUGGCUUCUAUGAGCGGAUCGACCGCGGCCGGCUUUCUCAUCAACCGCCACAAAGUCGGUGCAUUGUUCGUCAAAGAAAUGGUCGCCGCUGCGACUCAAGUCAACUAUGGCACGCCCGUGUCCAAGAUCCAUGCCGUCGGGGCGCUCGUCUCAUUGGCUGCUACUGGCGCAUCGCAGGUCGUCAAUGGCAACCGGCGAAUCUUUGAGCACUUUGUCGCGCAGAGUGGUUCACGACUGAGGAUGGGCGAGGGGGCCACCGUCACAGAAAUUGAGAAGAUCGAUGGCGAUAGACCCAAGUGGCGUGUUCAGACCUCUGAGGCUAAUCGAGGUGACGUUUAUGAUGUGGGUGGCGACUUUUACCACCACGGCGUGAAUCGAUCGCCGCUCCGCUGAUCACGAUGCCUCGGUACCGUUCCUCAGAUCGUGAUCCUCGCUGCGCCUUUCCACCAGACCGACAUCCGGAUCCGAAAUUCCGACGUGGCCAAGCUCAUCCCGCCUCAACCCUAUGUUCAACUCCACGUCUCAUUCGUCAUCACCAACUUGUCGGCACCUCAACCGAGCUACUUUGGCCUGUCUGACAAGACCAAGAUGCCGAAGGCCAUCUUUGCGACCAAAGACACAGGCGUCGCACCUGGGCCGACCUUCAACUCGCUCAAUUACCUCCAAUCGCUCUCCAAGGAGGCAGGCGAUCAGUUCGGACAAGACUCAACGUGGCACGUCGUCAAGAUGUUUUCCGAGGAUAAGCUAGCCCCGGAGACGUUGAACGAUAUCUUCGGCGAAGGUAACGUGGCCAAGACGUGGACAAAGACGUUCCUCGCCUACCCUCAACUCAAUCCUAUCCGUGAUCCCCGCAAAGACCUGGCACCUGUCCGACCAGACUCUGGUUUCUACUAUGUGAACGGAUUUGAGAGGCUCAUCUCCACCAUGGAAACCGAGGCGAGUUUGCUUCCCCGCAAAUUCGAGUCCCCGGAAUGGAUUUAACGCACUGACCACCAAGAGUACCCAUCUGCGCAACAGACCGUCUCGGCUUUCAACGUCGUGACCCUUUUACUGCAGGACCUAUUUAAAUACACAGCACCAAGAUCUUGGGCCGAGUGGGAUGCAUGA